AUGUUGUUCUCACCCUGUUAUAUAUAUAGCCUGUUAUCGACAUAUAUACGUCGUGCAAGACAAUUGAUUGUCACGUGUUCAGUUGUCAUGGAUGGAACAAGUAAUAUGCGUGUUGUCAUUGCAUUGGGCAUCAUUGCUUUGUUUGGAAUAAUUACUUUUGCGCUCGUUGCUGCAACGUUGGGAACUCUAAAUCAGAGAUACGAUCGACUCGACAAGCAAGUGGCUGAUCUUAUGAGUCAAGUGAUCAGUAUUUCACAGUCAUCUUCGACAACGACGACAGAAGUCUAUGCAACUUCUGAUUAA
Molecule: messenger RNA, 303 nt
Organism: Adineta ricciae
Lineage: Eukaryota; Metazoa; Rotifera; Eurotatoria; Adinetida; Adinetidae
Source: the annotation of a GenBank genome assembly